CUUUCACACACGCACACACACAGAGCUAGAGCUGAAGUGAAUGCGGAGAGAGGAGGGGAAAGCAGAGCUCAAGCGAAAGAAGUCAGCAGCGAAUGAAGAAAAUGGCGAUCAUGCAGGACGAAUUCCUCCCCUCGUAGAUGCUGCAAACGCAGAAUUUCUUUUAGCCUUACAAUCGGCUUUCCUUUCCACUCUGUUGCACUUUAUACUUCAAUGAGAUUUGGAAUUGGAAGCUGUUGCCACCAAAGAAACUGAAGCAUCUUAACUGGGAUCAAACCCAUAGAGGGAAGAACAGUGGAUGGAAGAGAGAGAGAGACGGAGAGUGUGAAGAGGAAGGUGGAUAAGAAAAUACAGGACUGGACAAAAGUGCCAGAGUGUACCAAGUGAAGGCAGAGUCCUAAAUCUAAACCAUACCCCCCUUCCCCCUCCCUAAACAUAUACCCACCUACUUGCACAGAAACUUUAUUACAUAAACACACAUACUAUCUUCAGCAAUGCCAAGGGGGCCUAAUCAGCCUGCUGCCUGCUCUGACAAGCCCCGCCUCUUCACCUCAGAUCCUUGAGGCAGUGUCCUGUAAACUUUUACCUUUGACCUCCUUCGUCACCCUGGGAUCCAGAGGUCACCUGUUCUCCACUCAACCCCAGGACGCUCUCCUGCCCAACCAGGAGCAACAGCCACAAGCCACACUCGCAGGCAUGGCUCCCAUUCGGGAUUCCGUCAGCCACUCCCCUAAUCAAACAGGUUUGGAGCAUCCUGGCUUGGACUCACAGUAUGAGCCUUCCCCUUGGUCCUCUGGCUCUCCCUGCAGCAGUGACGGCAACAGCAACUGGGGCAAAGUCCUAGUGGACGAAAGUACCGGCAAACCCAACAAUUCUUCUUCAACCAACUCUUCUGUCUGGCCUCCUUCAACCUUCUCUUGCUCCUCCUCUUCCUCUUCCUCUGGCUGUGGAUCAGGAUCAGACCCUGAGCUGGCAUCAGAAUGCAUGGAUGCCGACUCUAGCUCCUCACUCGGCUCAGAGAAAAACCUCUCUGCUGUUGCAGUUACAGCAGUGAUGAUGAUGUCAGCAAAUGCUUCUUCCUCUGUGUCCUCUACGGCCUCUUCCCCCUCUUCUGCCAUGAUGGUCAGUGUUUCUGUGAAUGGAGAAAGCAAUGGCAACAAUCGUCAUGUUGUUAUCGGCGGAGGAAUGGGAACCAUCAGCGAUGCAAAUAAUGGAAAUAACAUCGCCGGGUCCUCCCACUACUCCAUGGCUGGGUCCAGCAGUAUUGGCAGCAAUAACAUGGGUAACCACAACAUCAAGCUUGUCAGUAACAGUGGUGUAUGGGGCACCCAGUCCGGCAGCAGCAUCAAAGCCCCGGGUGGAAGCACCCCCUGCAUCAAUGGUGGGUUAAACCCUAACUCUUUCAACCCAAAUGCCAACCACGGUGCCUGGCCCCAGAAUCCAACCCCAAGUCCAGUGUCCCAGGGUCAACGGCCUCCACAGGCUCAGGGGAUGAAUUCCAAACUGGGUAUAGCCCCCCCACAGGGCCCCUUGCUGGGCUGGGGUGGCAUGGCAGCUCCAGACAACAGCAUUAUGAUGGAUGACACAGAUGUGAAUAAUGGUACAGCAAGCAGCAAAGGGUUAGGAAGCAGCAUCAGAGGAAAUGGUGGCCUGCAGCCUACCAACCUUAACACUGAAUCCAAUGGACCAAAUAACACUAUUAUGAUGAAUACUACUACUACUACUACUAAUGCCACAAUGACCUCUAGUCCACCAAACUCUACCGCCUCACCCCAACUCAGCGGGGAUUGUUCCUGGGGUUCCGUUGGAGGAGGGAAUGGGGGUCCACCGGCCAAUGGAAACACCUCAUCAGCCCCCCAGACCUCCCAAGGAGAGCUGGGGAGUGCUGGGGCCUUCGGUACGCCUUGGGGCGCAACUACCUACCCUGGAGACAAGGGCCCCCCAAUUGCAGACACUGUGAACCCCCAAAACCCUGCCUUAAUGCAGGUUGGAAACCCCCAAAUGUCCUCUACUGCUGCUUACAAGAGUAAUAAUAACCACAACACUGGGGCCCCACACUGGGACCAGGGACCUGCCAAUAACCCAAACCAGCCUCAGAGCAACUCGCCCUGGGGUGUUGGCUCCAAUCAAAUCCCAGGCCCUGCAGGAACAGGGAAUGGGAACCAAUCUAUGGCGGGCCCUCCUGCAGGCAUACCUCGUCCCUGGGGGAGCAGCGCAUCUUCUUCUUCCUCAUCCUCAUCGUCUUCUUCUGCCUCAAACAACAAGAUGUCAAAUGGAGAAUGGGGAUCAGCAGCUCCUGGUAACAACUCUUCAGAUGCUGCAAGCCAGAAAGGAAGCUCAUCCAACAAUGGCUGGAAGAGCCUGGAGGAUGAUGCUAUAGGCAUGGGAGUUGGAGGUGGAGUAGGUGGAGCCCAUGGCUUGGGAAGUGUCAGUGGAGGCUGGGGUCGCUCUGGAGGAAGUGAGGGAAGUGGAGAAAGCUCUGGAGGCCGAUCCAGCUCAGACAAAGAUGGCUACCAGUCUAAAGGAGGAAAUCGAAGAAAAGUCACACCUCCUGCAACAGUUAUAUCUGAAGUGGCCCAAGCAGAUGUGGACCCACGAGUUUUAUCCAACACCGGCUGGGGUCAGACUCCCAUACGGCAGAACACAGUCUGGGAUGUCAAAUCUUCUGCUAACAAUCAGUCCCAGGCUCCCAGAGGAGAUGAAAGAAAGCACAGCAGUGGAGGCUCCAGCUGGGGCACGGCAUCAGCGACAGGUCCCUCACAGAAUUCUGGAGGCUGGGGAGGUAGAGCCCCAGGAAAUUCAGGCUGGGGUGACCAGAGACCAACAACUGGGUGGGACAGCAAAGUCCCAGCAAGUGGAGGAGGUGGGCAGAGUAGCUGGGAUAAUGGAUCCAGCUAUAAGGGUAACACCACAAACAGUAACACAUGGAGCAACAACUUUAACAAAGAUGACAGGUCCAAUACCUGGACUAAUGCACCCAAACCACAGCAGGGCUGGGGUUCCAAAGGUGGAAAUGGAACUGAAGGUUGGGGUAGUGGUGCAAAUGGUGGCAGAGGAGGAGCCAGCAACCACUGGGGUGAGUCCCAAAAAGGUGCAAGCUCAGUGGGCUGGGACAGUGAUAGCGAUCGUUCUGGCUCUGGAUGUUGGAGUGAGCCAAGCCGAACUAACACCAGCAGUAGCAACACCUGGGUAGGGAGUGGAGGAUCAAAUACUCCAGACCAGAGCACGCCAAACCAAGGUUCCAACUGGGGCGACUCAGUCCACAAACCCAAUCCUCAGAGUAACAACCAGAGCUGGGGAGAGCCAAUGAAGAACAAUCACGGAGCUCAGAACUGGGGAGAGACAAAUCCCAAGCCCUCCAACGAGUGGGGAAAAGCUCCAGAAUCCAAUAUGUCCAAAGGCAAUCAAGGCCCAAACAAGCCCACAGGUUGGGUGGGAGGCCCUAUGCCCACAGUAGGCCAGAAGGAGGAAGUGUCCACUGGGUGGGAGGAGCCUUCUCCAGAGUCCAUACGCCGCAGGAUGGAGAUUGAUGAUGGCACUGCAGCCUGGGGAGAUCCUGGCAAAAGUAGUGGUGGAUCUGUCGACAUGUGGAACAAGACCAGCCAAUCAGACAAUGAGAACAUGUCCCAACACCAGCCCCAACCCCAACACCAGCCCCAACACCAGCCCCAACACCAGCCCCAACACCAGCCCCAACACCAGCCCCAACACCAGCCCCAACACCAGCCCCACCACCAGCCCCACCACCAGUCCCACCCGGCACACAAAUCGAUGCAUCCUCCUCAGCCCAUGCAGCCUCCUGCCCAGGACAAAAGCUCCAGUUCUGGUUGGGGUGACUCAUACCCUCAGCAGAAGGAGUCCUCAUCAUGGGGGGAGCCUACUGCUGCUCCGCCUGCUACGGUGGACAAUGGAACAUCUGCCUGGGGGAAGCCCAUGGACACCAGUUCCACUUGGGAUGGACCCAGCAGGGACAGCAGAGAAUCCAAGUCUAGCUGGGGAGGCCACCAUAAGUCUGCUCCAGGUCCCAAACCCAUGGAGACAUGGUGUGGUGAAGAAGUGUCAAUGGGCAACAGCUGGGACCAGGAAGAAGAGGUGGAGAUUGGAAUGUGGAGCAACAAUCAGCAGGACAACCGGUCCCAUGACCAAAGCUCCUGGAACUACAAGCAAAAAAGCUCAAACAAGAUGAACAAGCCAGUCGGCAAACAGGAUGAACCCUGGAUGAAACCUUUCAUCAACCAGUUCAGCAACAUGAACUUCCCUAGAGACUCUCCUGAUGACUCAAUGAAGACAGGAGCAGGGAUGGUGCAGGACAAACGAAUGGAUAUGGGCAGUAUGGGAGACUUCAAUGGAGUAAUGGGGAAAACCCCUGGUUCCCGACACCAGUCUGCCAUGGAUCGCAGCUCUUACUAUGACAAGCUAUCUGCCCCCCACUCUGCUUAUGAUAGCCCAGCUUCUGAUGAACUCUCCUUCAAUCAAAGCAUUAGCUUUUCCCCUUCCAAUUCUGCUCAGCCUGUCUCCUGUCUCGACUCUGAACCAUCUCCUGUCCGUUCUAGUCCUGGGGCUGCUCGGCAGAAUGUAAACCCCAUGUUGGGUGGCAACAGUGUAGCACAGGGCCGAGGCGGCUCCCAGUCCCAGGUUGCCCCCCAACCCAACCUUCGAAACCAAGUGCCUCCACCCAUCCUGCCCUCUCAGGUCCCUCCGUCGCUGUUGAAAUACCCAGGAAGUAACGGGGGUCUGAACCCUCUGUUUGGCCCUCAGCAGGUGGCUGUGCUGAACCAACUCUCCCAGCUCAACCAGCUGUCGCAGCUCAACCAGAUCAACCAGUUACAGCGUCUUCUUCUCCAGCAGCAGAAGGUUCAGAAUCAGAGAGCCAUGCCUGUUGGACGACAGACUGAACAGACACGUCCUAUUGGUUCAUCUCCAUCAAUGAUGCAGCCCCCACGCCAUCUGGACCCGUCUUUGCUGAAACAGCCACCUCUCAAACCGUACAUGGAUAACUACAUGUCCCACAAUACACCUGAUAUGCAGAAGGAUUCUGCUGCUCUCGGAUCCUUCAGCAACUUCCCUUUAAGCUCUAAUCUGAAUGUAUCCCUGGACAUGGGUAUUGGUGGUAGUAGUGGUGGCGGAGCUGUGAGCUACAAAGAGCCGCCCCAGUCCAGAAUGAAGAAACUUUGGGCUACUGAGCAGAACAGCAAAACUGGUGCUAUGUCGUCUGGGCUGCGUCUGGAGGACUCUCCCUUCUAUGACUUCCUGUCUCCUGGCCCAUCUCCCCUGAGUCCUCCUGGCCAAUCAAUGGGCUCGGUGGGCGAUGGCUGGCCACCCCGUGCCAACUCCCCUCCACCCCAUGGAAAUACUGUCACCUGGCCCCCAGAGUUCCGGCCCGGGGAGCCUUGGAAAGGUUACCCCAACAUUGACCCUGAGACUGACCCUUAUGUGACCCCCGGCAGUGUCAUCAACAAUCUCUCCAUCAACACCGUCCGCGACACAGACCACCUCAGGGACAGGAACAACGGGCCAUCCUCAUCACUGAACACCACGAUGCCUUCUAACAGUGCCUGGUCAUCCAUUCGUGCCUCCAGCCACAGCGGUUCCCUCACCAGUACAGCACAAAGCACUUCAGCCAGACCCAGUGAGUCAAAAUGGUCUCCCAGUGGCGGUUCUGUGUCCAACUCCUCCCUGGCCCAUGAGCUGUGGAAGGUCCCCCUGCCUCCGAAGGCGUUGUCUGUGGCAGCCCCCUCCAGACCUCCACCUGGCCUCACCAGCCAGAAGCCCAGUCCUGCCUCCUCCGGCUGGGACGCCUCUUCCCUGAGGUCUGGGGGCUGGGGCUCCACUGAGUCCAGAUACACACCUGGUUCCAGUUGGGGUGACAGCAGCAGCUCAGGGAGAUCCCAAUGGCUCGUUCUGAAAAAUCUCACACCUCAGAUUGACGGCUCUACCCUGAGGACCCUGUGCAUGCAGCACGGCCCUCUGAUCACAUUCCAUCUCAAUCUGCCGCACGGUAAUGCUGUGGUAUGCUACAACUCCAAGGAUGAGGCCGCAAAGGCCCAGAAGAGCCUGCACAUGUGUGUUUUGGGAAACACUACUAUUCUGGCUGAGUUUGCCAGUGAGGAGGAAAUCAACCGUUUCUUUGCACAAGGGCAGUCAUUGGCCACUCCCUCCUCUAGCUGGCAGGCCAUUGGCUCUUCUCAGAGCAGAAUGGAUCAGUCUCACCCAUUUCCCAGCCGCGCUCCUGAACCUAACCAGUGGAACAGCAGCAAUCUACACAGCUCCUCGCUUUGGGGCGGGCCCAACUAUUCCAGUAGCCUGUGGGGGAGUUCCAGUGGCACCGAGGCAGGGAGGAUCAGCAGCCCUUCUCCAAUCAGCUCCUUCCUCCCGGUAGAUCACCUGACAGGAGGUGGGGACUCCAUGUGAACCGCCUGCCAAUCAAACUGGCUGGGGGAAGGGUCAGUAGAGAAUUAUCAAUAAUCAGCAAAAGAAAAAGAAAAAAAAAAGUUAAAAAGAAAAAAAUAAUAAUAAUAAAUAAACACAAUGGCACUAGUUGGACUCUUUCUCACUCACAAAAUAUUCAACAAAACGGGGUUUCCCCUGUGGAAAACAAGUUACGUUUCUCUCUGCACAUAUGUCCACUUUGUUUUAGCCCAAAAACAUAUCAGUCGGAAUACUUGAAUCAUGCAGGCCAAUUCUAUAAUGUGAAAGGAUGGAUAUUUGCUUCCAGGUAGUGCUCUUUCAGACCGAAAAAAAAGCUUCAAUCGAGCUCAUUAUUAUAUAUAUAUAUUUUUUUGUUUCAUUCAUUAUGUUAUUUGAAUUCCAAUUCUUUUUAUUUUAUUUGUUUUUUUUUGCAUUUGUUUGCUGACAAUGUUGGAGUAUGAGCUUUUUUAACUUUGCACUGAAUGUGGUUUUUUCUCAGUAUAUAUAUAUAAUCUGCAAUAUAGAGGGAGCAGCCAGUUUUUCCAGUGUAGCUGUUUACUCAUUGAGGUCCUUACCGUGUGUGUACGUGUGUACGUGUGUGCACACGUGUGUGGAAGUACUCUGUGUGUGUGUGUGUGUGUGUGUGUGUGUGUGUGUGUGUGUGUGUGUGUGUGUGUGUGUGUGUGUGUGUGUGUGUUGACUGCCUGUGUGAAUGAGUAUGUGUGCGCUCCUCUCUGCCUUGGCACGCCUACCUUACUGCGUUGUCGUGGAGUUCAAGAUCAACAGAUAGUUAACGAAGAGUAAAAGCUGACUUAGGAGGAUUAUCUGGUGAUUAGUAAAAGUGACAUUAAGAAAAGUAUUGCACCAAUUUUGUUUUAAAACUAAAGAACGUUGAGCUCUGCAGUGCAAAGGACUGUAGCCGCAGCUGGGACUAGCAAACCCCGUCCACCUUAAUAUGGGGCGGGGUCUAUCUAGCAAGCCCUCCCACUUGCCCCCUAGUGGGCAGUGGGAGGAACAGCACUUUCAGAAUAGGCUUUCAAUGUUUUGGAGGUGCCACACUGCAACCUCUUGUUUACAAGACUUAGGAGGCGAAAUGUGUGUUCAUUCUUCAUUUUAAAGAGAAGAUGGAAUGAAAAAAAAUUAAAAAAUAAAAAAAACACAAAAAAA
Solea solea (common sole) is the source of this 7572-nucleotide messenger RNA. RefSeq names its product trinucleotide repeat-containing gene 6A protein-like. Gene Ontology annotation, molecular function: nucleic acid binding. NCBI's taxonomy places the organism in Eukaryota, Metazoa, Chordata, Actinopteri, Pleuronectiformes, Soleidae. The transcript has 27 exons. The coding region runs from base 694 to 6408 and encodes 1904 amino acids. The record is from RefSeq and is a predicted model, not a curated record. Gene Ontology annotation, cellular component: nucleoplasm; P-body. Gene Ontology annotation, biological process: positive regulation of nuclear-transcribed mRNA poly(A) tail shortening; miRNA-mediated post-transcriptional gene silencing.